AUGUGCGAUAGGGCAGACGGCCUCUCCCUAUUCGACCUCACCUCUAGUGCCUCCCCUACCCCGCCUGCUACUGCUGACAGCACUGUUCGCUCACAGUGGGCCACACGCGAUGCUGCUGCCCGUCUUGCUGUGCGUCGCCACUUACCGACCACUGAGCGUGCGCACUUUAGCCAGUACAAGAGUGCUCAGACCUUGUACGACGCUGUAGUUGCACGCUACUCUUCCCCUGCCACUGCUGCACUGAGCCGCCUCAUGCUACCGUACCUCUUUCCUGACCUUGCUUCCUUUCCCACAGUCGCUGACCUCAUUACGCACCUCCGCACUAGUGACACUUGCUACCGCGCUGCGCUUCCUACUGAGUUCUGCGCCAAGAACCCCCCCCCCAUGUACAUCACCCUCUACUACAUAGUCACCCGGCUCCCUGACUCUCUUCGCUUAGUCAGGGACCACUUCCUCUCAGUUUGCCCCACCACACUCACCGUUGACCUCCUUGAGGAGCGCCUCCUAGCAGCAGAGAAGAGCAUAGUCACUGUAGGAGCCUCUCGUGGUGACCCUCGCACCCUCGUCUUUGAGGGGUGUUCCCCUUCCCCCCUCUUGCCCUCUGUUGCUUCUGCUGCUGCUGCCGACCUCGUUGGUUUCUACGGGGUCGGCGCUGCGUCUGCCCCUAGCGGGAGACGCCGCACCGGCAAGGGCAAGGGGGGCAAGGGAGCUGGAGGGGCUGGCGGGAGCGGUGGAGGUGGUGGUGGAGGCAGUGGAGGGGGUGGGGGUGGUGGUGGGAGUGGUGGCGGGGGUGGCGGCGACGGUAGCAGCAGUGGAGGCUGCGGAGGCGACGGAGGUGGCGGAGGCGGCGGAGGCGGCGGCGGCGUCGGCGGCGGUGGAGCUGGUCGCGACUCUGCACAGAGGAGUGGUUCCGGUGGUGGUCCGCGUCAGCAGCAGCAACGCAGUCGUGAGACCCUGUCCCCUCAGCAGCUUCGUGAGUGUUACGCUGCGCGUCAGCGCGGUGGGGGUACUGGUCCCUGCACUUACGUCCUCCGUACCGGCGACCGCGCUGGUGAGCAGUGCGGGGGCCCGCACUCCACCCAGCGCUGCUUCGGCCGCCUGACGGACGCGUGGCGUCACCAGUUCCCUGAGGCGUCAGAGAUCCCUUGCUGGGGAGAUCUGUCUAGGGCGGGGGUUGCCAUCUUUGAUCUUGACUAUGAUGCUAUCCUUGCUGCCAUGUAUGCUGUGUCUGCUAGUGUUGAGGGUGACUGUUACCUGUGUGUACCGCCUGACCCGGGCAUUGAGGCUACUGCUCUAGGUGCUGGUGAGGCUGCUGUGAGAAUAAGCGAACAGGAAUGA
Closterium sp. NIES-65 is the source of this 1338-nucleotide messenger RNA. The record is from the annotation of a GenBank genome assembly. Lineage: Eukaryota; Viridiplantae; Streptophyta; Zygnematophyceae; Desmidiales; Closteriaceae.